Messenger RNA from Neofelis nebulosa (Clouded leopard), 10671 nucleotides. It is a transcript of the gene AMER2, whose product is annotated as APC membrane recruitment protein 2. Gene Ontology annotation, molecular function: phosphatidylinositol-4,5-bisphosphate binding; beta-catenin binding. The record is from RefSeq and is a predicted model, not a curated record. The transcript has a single exon. Gene Ontology annotation, biological process: regulation of canonical Wnt signaling pathway. Gene Ontology annotation, cellular component: plasma membrane. Bases 858 to 3008 code for a protein of 716 amino acids. NCBI's taxonomy places the organism in Eukaryota, Metazoa, Chordata, Mammalia, Carnivora, Felidae.
CUCGUGUCCUGCGGAAUGAAAAAGAAGGCGGCAGGCCCUGGCCUCCGAGGACCACCUGCGGACCUGAGAUUCUCAAAUAGGGUGGCCCACUCUGCACUCAUCCGCCGUGGCCCAGUGCGGGCCAGGCAGUGGCUCCCGUGGCCCGAGCCCCAGGAGCUGGAGUCUGAGAUAAAAAUCUAUGGCUGUCCCUAAGGACCGGUCCACGUCCACCCUGCAGAACUGCUGCACUUUGCUUGCGGAGCGUUGCUACUUGGUGUUCGACGGAGGGCUGGCGUUUUUGCGGCCAGAAUCAGAACCGCAAUAGCGAGGAUUCCACCUCCACCUGCACAUUUGUGCUGAGCGGCGGGCGAGCCGCAGAGGCGAACAGACGCGCUCCCUGCCUGCGGCUGCCUGGGGCCCAAACGGUAGGGCCAGACACGACAGGCUGGGGGCAAGACACACACACACACACACACACACACACACACACACACACACACACACAAAGAGAGACUCAUGAGGCCCGGGACAGGCGCGGGGAGGAGGAACCAUUUUGCUGGGUCGAAUUUUCGCGUCUCUUUGUCCGUGCCGGGGGCGUUCCGCGAUCCACGAGCGGGCUUGCGGAAGGAGCAUCUCUAGAGGACGACCGCGAGGGCGGCGGGCAACAUUGGCCGGGAUCCGAGCGCCACCAUGACGCCUCCCGGGUGCGCAGCCGGCUCGGGGCUCCGUCGCCUGCCCCCGCCGCACACACGCGCCGCGCCGGAUCCGAAGCGGGCUGGGGAGUUAUGUAAGCCCCUGGCGGGAGGGGAGAGGGUCUUGGAUGUGUGCGUCUCUCGCGGCGGCGGCGGCGGCGGCGGCGGCUCGAGCGGCUCAGGUUGAUGCAGACCCCGAUGACAGGGGCCUGGCGCGAGCGCACGGCUGACGAAAGCGGCUUAGCCCGCUCGGUUUCCAUGGCGACGAGCGGGCGCGGCGGCGGCGGCGGCGGCGGCGGCGACCGCGCGUCCGCGGGGGGCUGCAGGAGGAAGGCGGCGGCCGCGGCCGGGACCCUCGCGGCAGACAUGGACUCGCACUGCGACUGUGCCGCCGAGACGCCGGCCGCCGAGCAGCCGUCGGGGAGGAUCAACAAGGCCGCGUUCAAGUUGUUCAGGAAGAGGAAAUCGGGCGGCGCGAUGCCCAGCAUUUUCGGGGUCAAAAACAAAGGGGACGCGAAAGGCUCGGGUCCGACGGGGAUGGCGAGGAGCCGGACCCACGACGGCCUGGCCGAGGUGCUGGUGCUGGAGAGCGGCAAGAAGGAGGAGCCGCGCGGCGGCGGCGGGGGCGGCGGGGGCCGGCCGGGCGCGGCGGCGGCGGCGGCGGCGGCGGCGGCGGCGGCGGCGGGGGGCGCCCCCAGGGCGGCGGGCCCCGGCGGGGGCUCCGCGGCCCCCAGCGCCGUGGCCAAGUCGCACAGCUUCUUCUCCCUGCUGAGGAAGAACGGGCGGCCGGACAGCGGCCGGGGCGAGCCCGCGGACGCGAGCAGGGCCGGCGGCAAACAAAAGAGGGGGCUCAAGGGGCUCUUCAGCAGCAUGCGCUGGCCCAAGAAGGACAAGCGGGCCAAGGCGGAGGCCAAGGGCGAGCGCGCGGGGGCGCCGGGCGGCCUGGUCCUGCCGGGCUCGCUCACCGCCAGCCUGGAGUGCGUCAAGGAGGAGACGCCCGCGCCCGCGCCCGCGCCCGCGCGCCAGCCGGAGCAGCCGCGCGGGGACGCGCCGCCAGAGCCAGCAGCAGGUGAGCCCGGAGGGGGGCAGCCGGGGCCGGCCCCCGCCGCUCGCGCCCCCGCGCCGGACCGCCGACGGGCCCCCGGCCCCGCGGCGCCUCGGGCCGAGGGCGCCCGGGGAGAGGACGCCGCGGGGCACCGGCGCGCCGAGGAGCCCCGGGCACCCCCGGAGCCGGGCGCGGGGGAGGAGGCGCACCCGGCCGAGGAAGCCUGCAGGACAGGUGACGCUCCGGCACCGCCCGUCCCCCUGCUCGACGCGGAGUGCGGCGGCCGGGCGGCGGCCGCCCCCGACCCUUCCUCUGUCGAUCCGCCCUCAGACCCGUCGGCCGAUCGUAUUUGUUUGAUGUUUUCUGACGUGACUUCACUGAAAAGCUUUGACUCUCUUACAGGCUGCGGAGAUAUUAUUGCAGACCCGGAGGACGAGGCGGGUCCCAGCUGCGACAAGCAUGCCCCCGGGCCUGGCAAGCCAGCCCUGUCUAAAAAGAACCCCGGCGUGGUGGCCUACCAGGGCGGAGGGGAGGAGAUGGCGAGCCCGGACGAGCUGGACGACACCUAUCUCCAGGAGUUCUGGGACAUGCUGUCGCAGACCGAGGACCAGGCACGAGGGCCCCAGGAGGCAGCGGCCACGGCGGCGGCGGCGGCGGCGGCCCUGGACGCCCAGGUGGGGCCGGAGACCCCCAAAGACGCCAGGUGCGCAGAAGGGGCCAAGGACGUGCCGUUGGGCAAGCACCGGAGGCUCAACCGGGUUCCCAUGGAGCUCCAUCCCAAGGAGGAGCCCAAACCCCCGGAGAAGGAGCAGCAGGAGGGCGUCCCCAACAGCGACGAGGGCUACUGGGAUUCCACCACUCCGGGCCCGGAGGAGGACAGCGCCGGCGGCGGCGGCGGCGGCGGCAGGAAGGCGGCCAUCCCCCGGGAUAGCUACAGCGGGGACGCGCUCUACGACCUCUACUCCGAUCCGGAUGCGGGCCCGGCCGUCGUCCCCGCCAGCGAGGAGACGGCCUGCUUGUCCCGGUUAAAGCCCGUGUCCCCGGUCACCAUCACCUGCCCGCUGCGCACACCAGGCAGCCUGCUGAAGGACUCUAAAAUCCCCAUCAGCAUCAAGCACCUCGCGAACCUCCCGUCCAGCCAUCCCGUAGCGCACCAGCAACCGGUCAGGAGUGAGAUGCCCAGAACAAAAAUCCCGGUUUCCAAAGUGCUGGUCCGCAGGGUCAGCAACAGGGGCUUGGCUGGGACCACCAUCCGGGCAGCGGCGUGCCACGACACUGCCAAAAAGUUGUGAGGUCUCCGAGGCCGACGUGCGUGGACCACACGUCAAGGAAUACAACUUUCCCUGGGAACCACCGAAAUAAGUUUUGCUUCCCCCUAAACGGAGGCUCUUAGGACCGUCCCUGCUCCAGAGCCUAGACCCAGGAGGUCCCUGUGCGGCCAGCAGGGGCAGCAGGAUACCGCGUGGAGGGGGUGCUACACAUGGGAUUCUCCUCUCAAGAUAAGUUUCCUGAGAAUUAUUUUCAAGCACUUUUAAUUUUUUUACCUUUAAAAAAAAAAUCUUUGGUUUUCCUUUUUUUGCUUUGAUGCGCUCAACACUUGGAAGUCACCUUUACUUGCCUUUGCAGAAAACAGGACUUACCCAAACAAACCCAAGUAAGCGUCAUGCCGUGAUACUUGGCCGUGCCAGGCAGGGUGCAAAGAGGGCCUGGAGGAACCACUGCCAACCCCAGAGGAGCCCCUCCUCUCCCAAGACACCUUCCUUCCUUCCUUCCUUCUUUUCCUUUUUCUUUCCAGGAAAAAAAAAGAGAGAGAGAGAGGGAGGGAGGGAUUGAAAGAAAGAAAGAAAGAAAGAAAGAAAGAAAGAAAGAAAGAAAGAAAGAAAGAAAGAAAGAAAAGACCCUUUGCCGUACCACUGUGUGGGAAACACCCCCAAAGCUGAAAGAGUCUGGUCUUCACCUGAUGAGCAGAGGGGAUCAGUGAUUGGCAGAAAAUUUGCCUACUUUCAGUUGCUGGGUAUGCAAAUAGGUCACUACCUACCACCAGGACCAUAAAGGAGCAGUUUGGUUUGCUUGGUUUAGAUCAUUUGUUUGGGGAGAAGUAAAAAGCUCAACAGAGCAGGAUUUUCUUUCUUUCUUUCUUUCUUUCUUUCUUUCUUUCUUUCUUUCUUUCUUUCUUUCUUUCUUUCUUUCUUUCUUUCUUCCUUCCUUCCUUCCUUCCUUCCUUCUUUCCUUCCUUUCUUUCUUUCUUUCUUUCUUUCUUUCUUUCUUUCUUUCUUUCUUUCUCCUUUUUCUUUCCCACCCAGUGAAGAAAUUAGGAUCAGGGAAAGAUUUCUCUAAAAUGUCAAGAGACACAGUAUUUUAGCAUUUAUAAACUGUAACCUUUUCACGUGUACAUAAUACAUAUUUUACAGUUUAUCCAGCUGUUAACAUUUUAUAAUCUAUCAGUAACCUCGAAUUUAAAAUCUGGUUUUAUAACUAGUUAUGAUAACUGUCCCUGAACUAUUGAUGUUCUUUUAUGUACUGUAACCUAAAGCAAUUCUGUUUUUGUUUUAUAUGGGUUCGCUGGCUCUCAAUGCAGGGGUAAAAAAAAAAAAAAAAAAAAAAAGAAAAGAAAAAAAGAAAAGUCUAUUGUGUUGACCUCCCAGAGGAAUGGUUCUGUCUUGUCUUGGGUAAGAGACUAUUUAUCAGAGAUUUUUACCUUGGUUAUAAAAAUUUUGGAUUCCACCAUCCUACAAUAUAGGGAGUCCCAAAUGAGGAACAUACAAAGAAAAGAUAAGAGAAAAACACAGUUUUUCAUGUUAGUUGACUUUUGCUUUAUGGACUUGUGAUUGGGACAGGUAUGUUGAGAAUAUGACACUGGCAAGCAUAUGUAUCAUAAACAUUCUAUGCCAAGAUUUUUUUUUUGAAAAGUGGCUUCCUUAUAUGUAUGUUUCCUAUUAUUUUAGAUGAAACAGUUAUUUCAGAACAGGUUACCAUAUGCCUGGAUACUUUGAGUGAUUAACUGAAGCAGCUCCUAGAACGCUAUUAGCCUCUAAUGAUUAUGUAAUAUCCUCUCUGAAAUGCUCUUCAGUGUGUGUAAUCAAAAGACCAGAGCUCCUACUAGGAGUUGAUUCAUGGUGUCGGGACGACUAGAUAUUCUCAAGCAAAACUACAUGCAUGUGAACGGCAUAACAUUCAUACACUAUAUGAGCUAUAUAGCUCCCAUCUUCCAGAGAGAUUGCCUAAGUAAUGAACUGAUGGUACAUGUUUUUAAAGCUUGUGUUCUGUGUCAUAAAGGAAAGAAAGAGGCAAGCUAAGUAUACGGAAACCUAUUUCAACAGUACGAAAGGAACGAAAUAAACAGACAUCAAAGAAAAACAAGUUUGAGCCAGUAGCAUAAAGCAGAUCGUUCCCAUUUUAAAUUUGCAGUGAUUCAAUUAGAAGAGGUGGUAGAGAUUUGUUGAAUUUCUUUAUUAGUCAGAUUACUGGCUUUUAUUGCAUUGUGUCAGAUCCUUAAUGUCAUUUCAAAGUACUGUUUUAAUAUUUAAUUUCCUUCUAUAGAUGAGGUCCUAUAAUCAGACAUAGCCUUAAGCACUCUGAACCCACCACCAGGAAUUCAUAAAGCCACUCGCACGCACACGUGCUGAUGCACUCAACUGUGCACAAACUAACACACAAAGGCAUCUACUGCACACUUGGAAAUAUUUUACACAUUCUGUCUGGAGAAACGGAUUUAAAUUUGAUUUCACCCCGAUAGUGCUAGUUAGACUCCAGCUGCAUUCAUUUCCCCCCCACCCCCCCCAGCGAAUGUAAAGAACGUAAAUUUCAUUCCUAGCCGUAAAACAAAGGAUCUUGAUUUUCUUCUCGUGCAUUUGCUUGUGAGGGUUGUAGUCUCCUCUGUGUGAAUCCAUGACAAAAGUUCUGUUUGCUCAUUUGUUCAACUGUACAGGAAAGUUAAGUGUACCUGAAGUACUGAUGAGAAUAUUGUAACAGUAAAGGCAAUCUAUUGAUAAAUCUCUUUUAUAAGCACUGGGACAAACUAUUUUUGCUUUCACAGUUCUGGGACUCCUUUCUCCGAUUCCACCGCGAUGCUGUGUCUUCUUUUAUAAGUAAAGGAAAGUGUCAGCAAAGUUUACCUUCAUUUUCUCUUGCCUGGCAAUUAACCAGUUAUGCAAGAUGUAAAAUAUUUUCUCUUUUUUCUUUUUUUUCCCGUAUGUUUUCCAUUAAAAAAAAACCCAAAACCUCUAUAUCUUUAAGAAUUCCACCCACGCUAGUCAAAAUGAAGGAUGCAGGCAACUAAUUAAAUGGCCUCAGUAGGUUGAUGGGAAAUCAGGACCAAUGCAGGAAGCCUGGAUCGUAACCUUGUCCACCCAUAGGCAAGAAAUCAUAGUUGCUUUUUUUGUGCCAAGGGCUACUUUCAUUCAUGUUCUUGGAGAUUGAAGAGUUGGCUUUUUUUUUUUUUAGCAUUUUAAUAGAUUUAUAUUCCAGUUAUUAUUAUGCAUUUCCUAAAUUGGCCAUAUUUGCUGAUUUUUUUUUUUAAUGGGGAGGAUUAAGUGUGGGCUGAUGAUACCUUUGCUAUGUUGUGUAUGAUUCUGAGAUGCUUGGUUGAUUAAGUCUGUUUAGUCAGAGAGCUGAACAAAUUAGAGAGGAGAAAGUCAAAUCAAUUGUUGGCCCUGCAUUUAUCAGUGAGUUUAAUGGCUCUGCACAAAGACAGGCUGACUUUAAUGUCUACAUCACACAAUGUUACUUGAACUACUCUGGCAUCAGUUCUAAUGGCAGUUGGAUGCUUUUAUUCUUCCAUUAGCACUGACCGGGAGAAAUUUUACUAUAGCAUUUUCGAUAAUUGCAAGAGGAAAUAGACUUUUAUUAUUUCACCCAAUAACAACAAUGACAUAGAGGACAUUAAGGGCUUCCUUUAGAUACGUUUUCCACAAAUUACCUGCCUAUGUAAAUACAAAACGUUUCACGUUGAUGAAUGUGACGUUUUACUGAGUUUUAAGGGUUUCUUCAUUCAUCUCAGAAGUAAGUUUUGAAGUAUUUGCACUUGAAUGGAUAAUAUUCAAAGUACCCUUUGCUCACACAGUUACCAAGGUAAAAAGGCUGUGUUAGAUAAUCCAGGUUUCUUAUACAGAUCUUUCUGAGUUUUCAUUCCUUACAUCUUUGUCAGAUUAGUCUUCAGAGACUUUUUACCAUUCACUUUGUAUGCAGUGAUUAAUUAAAGCAGCUUUCUCCCCGCUCUCUCCGUAGCCACCAUGUUUACUUGGUGCCCUCAGAUGGCAGUAAGGGGACACUUCUCGCGAGGGUGGAGUGUUUUGACACUUGCAUAGUGGAACACAUUUCCUGAGGGUAGUCAUUCCAGAUUUCUCCCCUGAAUGAUGACAAUCUGGCCUUGGUCCCCUGUGCUCCGUUUCUACUGAGGCGUGUUCCAAUAUAUUUGCAUAUACUUUGUGCUCAUUCUUAAGCAACUAAUCAUUCUUAAGAAACUAAUUAAAGAAUUUUAUACUCUUAAACAUAAGGAGAAAGCAUCACAGUUGCCUCUUCUCACCAGUGGCAAUGGCUGGUUUAAAGUACCCGGAUGAAGUAACAGGAGGAACCCAAAUACCUGGGCCCUACCCGUUUCCCUCCGUCCUCUCCAGGCAGCCCAAGGGAUGAACAACAUAGUUCUUAUUCGUGGAAACUCGGCCUUAGGGAUUUUUGAUUCCCCACGCACAAAUAUGCACGACAGCUUGGGACCACACGCUGGCAUGGCCGACUGGUGACAUACAGACCUGUGCGGGAAAGCAAGAGGCAAGCGUUUGCUUCAUAGAAAGACGUGUCUGUAACAUGGUCAGGUGGUAAGUGUGGUUCCCCCUCAAGGGCGGGCAGCGUCUGGCCCUGAGCAUCUCCUGACGGCUGGCAUAAAUUGCUUCUCAAAGCCUUUGCACUGUGCUGAUGAUAUAAAGGAGUCAGCUUCUUGCAAGAAUAGUCCACUUAUAAGGAAUGUUUUUCUUUCACUGCAGAGAAUGCUUUCAAGGAGCGAUUCAGAAUGAUAGUUUCAUGAUUACGGAAAGGAGUCCCUUCUCAAACUGAAAAAGGACAGAUUAAAAUGGCCACGAAGCCUCCGGAACUGAAACUGGGCGCAUUUUAUGACCGAUAAGUACUUAAAUUCAAAGCAACCUGUAUUCAUGGGGCAUAUACUGUAUCUGAUACUUCAUAGAACCCCCUUCAGCUUGGAGUUCACACACAGCCGUACCGUGAUGGGACUUUCUUAACAGUCCCUAAAAACAUCUUUCUUUUAUCGAGGGCUAGGCAAUAUUACUCCCCUCGUGUGCCAUCUUUCAUUCCUGUUUUAUGUUUGUUUCCAUCCCGUUCCAUCUUUACCCCUCCCCCUUCCCUUCUUUCCCUUUCUCUCUUUUCCCCUAGUGUCUGGGACAGGAAUAUAAAGUCUUCACUAACUUAGGGUGACACAAGAGUUAAAAACUACUUCAUGGCAUGACCGGCUCACUUCCAAUAGAAAAAAAGCCAACCCAAGCCAUAAAGCUGAAAAUUGGUUUUGUGUCUGAGACGAUGGGGCUCCCAUCACUGGCAGAGAGACGGGCACUGUUGUGCAGUUAACAGGCAAACGCUCUGCUUUUUUUUUUUUUUUUACGGUAUCCUCUCUUUCUCGGGUUUAACAUCAAGAAUAUAGACAGAAAUCUCUUCUGUUGUCAUGGCAAUAUUUCUUCCCUGUAGGAUUUCAGUCAUUCCAGGCACGUUGCACGUGGUUUUCUAUCAUCAACCCAGCCCAGGCUUGCUCUGGGUGUUCCGUGUGGCUUGUUUAAGUAGGAACUAGCUGAGCGAUCCGUCGCCUCGAUACAGUUCUGGACUUCGGAGACAAGCUCCUGGCUCUUUCAAAAGUAGCGCAUCCUACCUUCUGUCUGUGGCCAUUGAAUUCUGGCGCCUAUUUUCUGAUUCAUUAAUUCAUUCAACUAAUAUUUACUGAAGACCUAGAAAGUCAGCCACCGUGAAUUUGAGGGUUGUAUAUUGAAGUAAAACAACUAACAUAUACCAGGUGUCGACUCUGUGCCGGGACGAUCCUCUGUGCAUUGUUAUCGCCACGGUCCACAAGAACCGUGCAGGGUGGGUAUUAACUCCAUCCUGCAGAGGAAGGAAAUAAUGCGCGCAAAGGUGAGAUACCUUGUCCAGAGUCGCCCAUUUCAUACGUAAUGGACAGAAUUUGAAUGAGAAACCUAACUCUACAGUUCCUGCUUUAAUUACACAUCUUCUUUUUUAGCCAUGUGAUUCCAUUUUUGUAUAAGUCGUUUUAAGUAAGAAACUGAUCAAAGUUCUGAACUGUGAGAGCCAAACCAGAUUUUUAUAAUUGUGGAGACCACUCAACCCAUGACAAUUCUGACUAUUUGAGUUAAAAGUGAACUUGUUUUGGUUUUUUGGUUUUUUGGUUUUUAAUUCUUUGAUGGCUUUUAUACAUGCAAGUCUAAAAGAUCUCAGAGUCUAGCAGGUUUUUUCCCCACCUGGGCCAGUCAAAAUUGUGGACUGUAUUCCCCAGUUAUUCUCGAGUUACACACAAGCAGGUCUGCCUACAGAUUUUGUAAUCUGCUGUCUGUUUUGUCAGUAACAAAACCAAAAACAAUUUCAGUAGUGAACCCAGCGGGUUGCAAGCUGAGUUUUCUUCCACUCCGCUUCUGUUCAUACUCCUGUAUUUAGGGACAAUCCAUUUGAAAUUGUAACAUGGUCACAAUUAACAAGGUUAUUUUACUAAUCGAUGACCUGCCUACGCUUGGCGAGAUGCUUUUAAAAUGGAUUUUAGACCUCGUAUUAAUAAGAUGUAAUGAAGAGUUCGGUGACAGGUGGUCAUUCUAUUGAAUCGUCAACUGGGGUCCUUUUUGGUAACUACUCAAUAAUUGGUAACUUUCUGCUUUGGGUGGGAAGAUAAUACUUUUAAUAAAAUACAGCCUAGGUGACUGGCUAUCAGAGACAUAUUGAACUUUCUCAGAUACCUACCUGGAUCAUCUAAUAAGCUAAAGCAGAGAUACUAAAAAUACCUGGUCAAACCGCAUAGGGGCACAGAGCACAAACACAGCAAAUCCUUGUGACAUGCCAUGAGAUGGCCCUAGGCAGCCUAAAGGAAUUAGUAAGCCUUCUCAGAUAUCUACACUGCAACCAUUUAUCCCCCACUGCACAGUUAUUUCUAAAGAAAGGAAGAGAAAUGCUAACAAAGUAAUAGAUGACAUUGUUACUGCUUCUAGGAUGAAGUUAACUGAACGCGAAGGAUCCGAGAGUGGUCGUUCUAUCAAGAACGUCAGGGAAAAUGGUUUUGACGCUAUAGGCAAAGUAAAUUUUUGUCAUUUUUACUCGACUCCGGCUCCUGCCGGGCUCAUUGCUAACUUCAGGUUUUGACCAAGUUAUUUAUAUGAAAUAUCUCAGUGUACUAUGGGGAAUUGCAGGUUAUUUGAAAAUAACGACAAAGAAGACCCAAAUGAGAAACUCCAUCUCUAUAAUUAGUUUUCCUGAAGGUCAGGCAUGUCUUUGAGGACAAGCUUUUGGCUGUAUUAUUUUUGUGCACAGGAGGAAAAUGGUUAGUAGGUUUAUAGAUAUUAUUUUUAUAAUAGAAUGUUAAGUCCCCCCCAAAACAUCAAAAAUUGUCUUCUAGAACUACUCUAUGUUUUUAAAACUUGUUUUACAAGAGGAUUCCAGAUAGCAAUAGGAUCUUUUCUCCUUCCUCCAAUGAUUUAAUGGGAUAAAUGAACCAAUGUUUAUAUUUUUAAGCCUGUAAAUAUUUUAUUUUGGGUAUUUUGUAUAUUUGUUGAUAUAAUUCCAUUUUGUGCAUAUGUAUCAUUGUGCAUGUUGCUGUUUUUGAUAGCCACUCUUUUAAUGAAUGUAAGAAGCUUGAACUAAUAGCACUUUUCUUGUUUCAUUCAAACAUCUUAAAAUGAAAAUACAGCACUGCCAUUUUAACUGUUGUGUUCAAUUCAGCCAAUAAAUUUUGUUGCUCCUUUA